UAUGUCAGUUUCCUGAUUUCUACAUUUUCUGCAGGUCACCUGCAACAUAAAAAGAAAAAGAAAAGCUGUAAUAUUGAUGGGUGGCCUACUGUGCAACAAGAUUUCCAUAUAGUGUUUUUGGUGUCCUUACAUGUAUGUUUCUUCUCGCGGUGGAUGUGUAGUCAGAGCACAGAUGGGCAUACUCCCAAACCUUAAUAACUGUGCCAGAUUGUCCUCUGAGUUUAUUCUAAACCUUAGGAAGUCAGAGACCACACUAUGGAACUAACUUCUUUCUAAAUUGCAUGACUGACUGAUAGGAGAUUUCCAAAUAACAUUUUGACUGCCUCACAUCCAGGAAAAGAACUCAGCAAAAUACAAAUAAAUAUGACAAUAUCUUAGACAGGAAAUCUUCUCAUCCCACAAGAGGCAGGAAACUGCUAGAGGAAGCUACCUUGGAGAGGAUUCUUUCCUCCCCUCCCGAGAGGAGCUGAACUCAAAAUCUCUCCAUUUCAUAAUAGACAUUAGAGGAAACAUUUCCAGCAGUGGAUUUGCACUGGUGUUUUGUCCCCUAGAAAAACGUUUCCUUCGGGUAGGUUCUAAUAAGCCCCAUUGGGACACUUUGGAUUUCCCUGUCUGCUCUCUGCCUCUCUAUCCUUAGAGGGUCACUUGGAAUCAACUCAUAUUUCAGGUUCUCUCUUCCCAUUUCUGCUGCCACACAAGGAACCCAGAUUACAUCAGAGAGAAGCUGAGCUCCAGAGGUUCACACCAGGAGCUUACUCAUUGCCACGCUGUUCCUGCUUCCUGACAGGUUCACUUGAACCAUCUGGAGAUUGGGGAACAAGGGCAGUGUGGGUAUUCAUGAAAUUCAAAUAAUGCCAAGCAUUCCGGGAUGGUAAUGAGAGAUGUUGUCUCAGAGGUGUGCUCUGUGGCUGUCUGGGUUUCUUAAUUGUGCAUCCUGCUGGGGUUAAGAACAGAAAUAGAAAAUGACAAUUGUCUUGCCUCUCCUUCCUUCAGGAGGUGAGCAUGCAGGAGGUUUCACAGCCCAGUCUCUACAGAGAGCCCUGAACUGCCAACCAGACUGAGCCCAUCAGAGAAUAACACCUCCUUUGCUGAGGAUUCUCAUACAUUUUCAAUCAGAAACAGAAGCAAAGAUUCUGCAGCUCCCACUGAAACUCCCAGAAACCUUCAGGUGCUUCACCCUUCUGAGAUCCUUGAGUCCAAAUGUGGGAGCUAAUCAGAUUGCCUUUCUUUACUUUACCAUGAAUUCCUCUUAGACAUGUUGUAGCUCCUAGGCUUUGGUUAACUCUCACUCUGUUACUGAUGCUUUUUAUUAAGUAUUGAGAAGGGAAGUAAAUUAUUUCUUUUACGGCUAAACAUAUAUGGUCAUCAUUCAUAUUAUAUAUUAAUGGUUCCAGGGAAAAAAUAGAUGCACAUUUGAUGUGCAAAUUAUGUAAAAGUGUUUAGGACUUGGCUAUAUAUGUUUCUUUGGUGAAGAAAUAUCUAUGUGAUAGAGAUUUAUUUGGGAAAGAUGACACUCACAAAAGAAGUCAGAAAUUGCUGUUUCCUAGAUUUCGCUAAAAUGUACAAAAUAAUUUUCCCAGCCAAAGGAAAGUAUAGCACAGUAUAUUAUGGAGGGAUGUUACAUCUCAGGAAAAUUAAUACAUGUCAGCUGUUUUAUGCAUUUAAUUAUUGUCAGUACAGUCACAAUACAUGCUAAUCUAUGAGAAUGUAUUUAGUGCAAUGAAUAUAAACCCAAAUGAUGCUAAAUCAGUGUCUUAUCUUAAAUUGAGCAUGGCACUAAAGAGGGCAUAAGGCACCUGGAAUGUACUAAAUAAAUAUGUAUAAAUAUUAGAUUUUCCAUAGACUGGAGGAUAAGUUUUUGUGGUGCACAUGGAAAGAGUACAGAAGAAGAACUGAGGUGAGAAGGGUGGUGUAAUAAAGUAGGAAAAUGAUGUAAUAAUUAAUAAUACCUUAAGUUUUCUUUUCUUAGGAUUUUUGUUUAAUGUAUACUUUUUUAUGUAUUUCUGCUUUUCCUCCCAAGGCACAUCUUCACAAUGAAAUCUUCACAAGCUCAGAACCAUCAACUUGCUACACUGUGCUCCUCCAGCGCCCAGUUCACAGGAAGCACUCAAGAGUAGGAUCAAUUGUUAUCAGCCUUUACCAGAUUAUUGAAUAGACAGUAGUUACAUGAAACUGACACUCAGUUCUUCAUGGCCCACGAUAGUUCUUAUAUCCAGAAAAUUUACUUAGAUUAUCAACUAUGACUCCAUAAGACAACUUUGCGAAGUCUUGGCUCAUAACUAUGUAAGCAAUAAGAUAAGUCAGUUUUCAUUUCUCGCUUGUUACUUACAAGUAAAUAGCCCUGCAGCUCAGAUGAGCUACAGAUUAACUAUAGGUAAUCACUUUAGCGAUUCUGCUUUACCCAUGCCCAAAAUGUUAGAAAAGAACCUGACAGAUCAUUAAAUUUUGAGAUUUGCUUUUUAAAAUGCGGGUUCCAUAAAGUUAUGUUGUUUUGCUUAUAUAUAAAGAAGCAAAUGCCUUCUUAGAUACUUACUUUAAAAUUCUAGUUUCCUUACCAUGUAUUAACCAGAUAAUCUGUCAUUUUUUAAAUUCUGAAAUUGUACAUAUAUAAUGUACAUCUCUGUGCCUGAAAGCUACAUUUGGAAUUAGAAGGUGUGUCAAGGUAGUGCAAAAUCACCCAGUCCAUUCCUUCCAACUCCCUAGAAAUCUACUCUGUUUGGUUUCCUCUUGAUGGUCUUUAAUUAACAUUAAGUAUAUCACAUAGGUAUCAAAUAAAAUUUAAAAAAAGAUAAAAGAGAAGUGAUUCAAAAUUCAAGUGUUUAAACACUUCAUGAAUCCUCCCGUUGUUCUUGACACAUUUUUAAAAUUUCAUUUUAAUUCAGAUCAUUAGGGAUGAAAUUCUUCUGAACUGUAGCAUUUUAUUUCUUUUGGGAGGAAGGGGCUAAACUUGGCAUAAUUAUAUGAGACUAUACUAUAAAAGAAACCAGAUCUAAUAUAAGGACAUCCAUACUUAGUUAUUAAUUCAUUUGCUUAUAUUUAUGUAUAUGUCAUUUGACAAAUGUGUAUUAAUAUACACAAUUAAAGGGAUAUAAAAAUGAACAUGCCCCCUCCAUUUCUUUAAAAGAAAUCAAGACUGAAUCAAACAGGUCUUCUGUUCUGAAAGAAUAUGCAGACUAUCAGGUACCUUAUUUUCCUUCUUUUACACCUGUCUUUCAGUUAGCUUCAAAAAAUCAUGGUUUUUACUGUGUUUCUUUUUUCCUUUAUGUCUUUCUUUUGAGGGAAAUGAAAAAUUGAGAAAGGAAAUUAUUAUUUUAUAAGUGGGUAGGUUUGUAUACAUCUUUCACAGUCAAAUAUUUUUCUAUGCCUUAUGAGUUUAAAAAAUAAAUUUAGAAAGUUUGAUAAACACGUGAAUUUUUUAUUUUAUGUUAUUUUAUGAGACGAGGGCUUGCUAUGUUAUCCAGGCUGUCCUGGAACUCCUGGGCUCAAGCUAUCCUCCUGCUUCAGCCUCCCAAGUAGCUGGAACUACAGGUGCAUGUGACGGCGCCUACUGAGAAAUUUUUACUAUCAACCUAAAAUUUAGUAAGUUCUGGUCACAUGUGAGGAAUGUUUAAUAUAUUAUUUAGAUUAUUUUUGUGUCAAGGUAACUUGAUCACCUAUCAAUAAUGCUUAUAAGAAAAUAGAUAUCUCAUCUGUUGCUGUUAGAAAGGAUCUGUCUCUUUCCGCAAUUCUUGCUUCAAUGAGGUUUUCUUGACCCAGAGUCUGGUCCUCACAUUUUAGAUUCAGCUUUAGGAAUUUUGUUCAGGAACUGCAUCACACUACCCAAAAUCAAAAGAGGAAAAUGCAUAAGCCAGAAUACCUAAACAUUCGUUUAUUUAAACUUCAAAAUGUGACUGCAAAAGGAGCCAAGAACUUUACUACUCAACACAUUUCUUCUUUGUAGAAAUAACUGCUCAAGAAGAUAAAUUAUUACCUAACAGUUAAUUGAUGAAUAUGAAAUCAGAGCAAGAGGGGCUAAUUAGAGAUUUUACUAGCUAGGGCUAUUUACCCAAACCAUCUAUCCAGACUGUAGACAUAGAAUCACCAGGUGACUAGGAUCCUGGGGCAGCUGGUUCCCCUUUUUCCUUACCCUGAAUGUCAUUAAGGAUGCAUUGCCAAAUGCUGCCCCUCUGGCCUGAUGACUACACUCCGUAUUGGUUACCUGCCUUCUUUUUCCUACAGUCUUUCUCCAGACAGGCACACCAUACAACUGACUACACUUGGGCUCACUGAAUGAAUCACAUUCUUCUGCUCUGCCUCCCAGAGAUUUCAUCAAAGCACCGGCAGUGGCCUUCUGGAAGCUCCUCAAACUCUCCACUCACAUGUUUCCUGCAAGUGUAGUGUUUCUCACCUCUAGAUUGUUAUUCUCAUCAGUUACAUGUGAGUUUCACAAAUUGAUUUCUCAGAGUGCAGGUCUGUCUCUUACAUCCUUGGGAAACACUGCUUAAUAUCCCAACUGGUAUUGACAACAAUUAAACUAGGCACUGGCCAAAAACAGUGCCUUUCCUCACUUUAAUCUCAGUAAAGUAGAUAAGCCUCGAGUUAUUUUGUUAUUGCAAUGGCACUGACAAAUGUUUGCACCAAAAACCAUGUUGAAGUUCGUUAAGGAAACUGUGAUCCAAGAUUCAAGGUGAAGAAGACAAAUUCAUCAAUUCAGCACACCACCAAUUCACAGGCUAAGCAUCUUACUGUGAAUUCGUUGAUGCUGCCAUUUGUCAAGUGCCAAACUGAAUUACUGAUUUGUCAAUAAUUUCUUUCUGUUGGUUACUUAGAUAGUAUAUUGCAAUUCUUGUUGCUGAAAUUAGCUACCCUUUUUCUAUUCGAAAAAUAAUUUCUUGCAUUUGGGAUUUCAGGUAUAGCGAUUGUUACAAAUAUGAAGGACUGAAUUAACAGCAAGUUUUCAAGUAAAACUUUACUUAUGUAUAACUGAAUGAGUUAUUGAAGACAUUUACUAACAAUUUUCCACAAACUAAAAAUUUAUAAAACAAUAAAUAAAAUAGACUUUUUUAAAAGUGUGUCACAUAGUUGCUUGUUUUUUUGUUUGUUUGUGUGUGUGUUUGUUUGGUUUUUUCACUAGUGAAAUGGUGAAAAAUCAGACAAUGGUCACAGAGUUCCUCCUGCUGGGGUUUCUCCUGGACCCAAGGAUUCAGAUGCUCCUCUUUGGGCUCUUCUCCCUGUUUUAUGUCUUCACCCUACUGGGGAAUGGGACUAUCCUGGGGCUCAUCUCACUGGACUCCAGACUCCACACCCCCAUGUACUUCUUCCUCUCACACCUGGCUGUCGUCAACAUCACCUAUGCCUGCAACACGGUGCCUCAGAUGCUGGUGAACCUCCUGCAUCCAGCCAAGCCCAUCUCUUUUGCUGGCUGCAUGAUGCAGACCUUUCUCUUUUUGAGUUUUGGACAUAGCGAAUGUCUCCUGCUGGUGGUGAUGUCCUACGAUCGUUAUGUGGCCAUUUGCCACCCUCUCCAAUAUUCCGUCAUCAUGACCUGGAGAGUCUGCAUCACCCUGGCCAUCACUUCUUGGACAUGUGGCUCCCUCCUGGCUCUGGUCCAUGUGGUUCUCAUCCUAAGACUGCCCUUCUGUGGGCCUCAUGAAAUCAACCACUUCUUCUGUGAAAUCCUGUCUGUCCUCAGGCUGGCCUGUGCUGACACCUGGCUCAACCAAGUGGUCAUCUUUGCAGCCUGUGUGUUCAUCCUGGUGGGGCCGCUCUGCCUGGUGCUGGUCUCCUACUCGUGCAUUCUGGUGGCCAUCCUGAGGUCCAGUGUGGUGGGACUCUUCUUUGGCAGUGCCAUCGUCAUGUACAUGGCCCCCAAGUCCCGCCAUCCUGAGGAGCUGCAGAAGGUACUUUUUCUAUUUUACAGUUUUUUCAACCCAAUGCUGAACCCCCUGAUUUACAGCCUGAGGAACAUAGAGGUCAAGGGUGCCCUGAGAAGAGCACUGUGCAAGGAAAGUCAUUCCUAA
Messenger RNA from Cercocebus atys (sooty mangabey), 5999 nucleotides. Its product is annotated as olfactory receptor 2A1/2A42-like. Gene Ontology annotation, biological process: G protein-coupled receptor signaling pathway. The record is from RefSeq and is a predicted model, not a curated record. Gene Ontology annotation, cellular component: membrane. Gene Ontology annotation, molecular function: G protein-coupled receptor activity; olfactory receptor activity. NCBI's taxonomy places the organism in Eukaryota, Metazoa, Chordata, Mammalia, Primates, Cercopithecidae.